This is a messenger RNA of Eutrema salsugineum, 1236 nucleotides long. RefSeq lists its product as uncharacterized. Lineage: Eukaryota; Viridiplantae; Streptophyta; Magnoliopsida; Brassicales; Brassicaceae. Bases 1 to 1236 code for a protein of 411 amino acids. The record is from RefSeq and is a predicted model, not a curated record. The transcript has 7 exons.
AUGAGAUUGUACUUAACCUUUGCGAUUUUGUGUUGCUUUUACAAUGAAGCCUAUGGGAAAGUUUCUUUAGAUAUAGAUAUGAAAUUGAAAACUCUUAAUAAGCCAGCGUUGAAGACCAUCAAGAGUGAAGAUGGAGAUAUAAUAGAUUGUGUAAAUAUCCACAAACAACAUGCUUUUGAUCAUCCCGCCUUAAGGAACCACAAAAUUCAGAUGAAACCUAGUGUGGAGUUCGAUACAAAAAAGACCAAUAUUCCAAACAACGGUUCUGCUAAACCAAUCACGUCCCAGAUUUGGUCCAAAUCUGGAAACUGUCCCAUAGGGACAAUACCGGUUCGUAGAGUCAGUAGAGAAGACAUAAGCAGAGCCUCUUCACCGUCUCAUUUUGGAAGAAAAACUCCUCGUAGAUACAACUUUCUCGACAACGCACUUCAGCACAAGGCCAAUUUCAAUUUAACAGCUGAAAAACUAACCGAGCCCCGCCCAAAUAACCGAUCGGAAGCGAUCAUUGUCGCUCUAGGUUUCAAUUAUGUUGGCGCUCAAUCCGAUAUAAAUGUCUGGAACCCUCCGAGAGUUCAAGCUGGCGACUACAGCUCUGCUCAGAUCUGGCUGCUUGGUGGCUUGUCAGAUACAUUUGAGAGCAUAGAAGCUGGUUGGAUGGUGAAUCCAAACGUUUUCGGAGACUCUCGCACACGUCUCUUUGCCUACUGGACUAGAGACGCAUACACUAAAACAGGGUGCAUUAACCUCUUAUGCUCCGGAUUUGUGCAAACAACUACUAAGUUCGCAUUGGGUGCAGCCAUAGAUCCCGUUUCGAGUUUUCAUGAACAAUAUUACAUCAGCAUUAGCAUGUUCCUGGAUCCAAACAGCGGGAACUGGUGGCUAACUUGCGGAGACAACGUGAUGGGUUACUGGCCGGGUACACUCUUCAGCUCCCUCAAACACAGCGCAACCGCAGUGCAGUGGGGUGGAGAAGUUUAUAGCCCUAACGUGAUGAAGAAGCCACACACCAAAACGCCAAUGGGUAGUGGAGCUUGGGCAUAUGACCUCUUGGGCUAUGCUUGUUUCCACACCAACAUUAGGAUCAAAGACUUUUCCUUGCAGAUCAAGUAUCCUCAGCAUCUGUCCGAGUACGUUGAUGAGUAUAACUGUUAUUCUACAAAGCUCUACCGGGAAACGUACAUGUCAGAGCCGCAAUUUUUCUUUGGAGGACCUGGCCAGAAUCGUUUCUGUCCUUGA